Messenger RNA from Sardina pilchardus (European sardine), 8375 nucleotides. RefSeq names its product ataxin 1b (gene atxn1b). The record is from RefSeq and is a predicted model, not a curated record. Gene Ontology annotation, molecular function: protein binding; RNA binding. Gene Ontology annotation, cellular component: nucleus. The coding region runs from base 787 to 3480 and encodes 897 amino acids. The transcript is spliced from 3 exons. NCBI's taxonomy places the organism in Eukaryota, Metazoa, Chordata, Actinopteri, Clupeiformes, Clupeidae. Gene Ontology annotation, biological process: nervous system development; negative regulation of transcription by RNA polymerase II.
AGUGAGCGCUGGCAGUCCGCUCGCCUUGCAUAACAUACGCUGGAGCGCCGCACGCAGGGCUUCAUGUGAGCCAGCCCAUGGCACAGGGACUUCCUAUACUCGCGUCCACCGGAAUGACUUAAGAGGGGAGGGGAAGUGAGAAAGAGAGAGAGAACGAGGGAGGGAGAGAGAACGAGAGAGAGAGAGAGAGAGAGAGAGGGAGGCUAAAGCUCUGGACGUAGAGGAAACUGCAUGUCAGUGUGGGUCUGGGCUGAAUGACUUGCUAUGAAGAUUCAGACAAAGGAAGGCAAUGCUUGCAGCCGCCGCCGCUCUCCGCCGCUACUACCGGAGCUGCCCGCUCGCUCGCUGCCCGACGCUGACGCUGACGCCGCGGAGGUCGGACGGCGGAACGCUCGUCCAGCCCUGACUCGCUGAGAGACCCACUGAUUUCUACGAGAGGAAGAGGAAGGCAACAGUCAUUAGGAAAUGAUUCCCCAUGAAGCCAAGAGAACGCUUCUUCACAGCAGGCGCUCCUCUCCGUACUUCAGACUGAGAGCCAGGCAUAGCAGACCUUAGUGCGCUACCACAGAGUGUGAAAAAACAAACUGACUCAGAGAACGAGAGAGAGAACGAGUGUCACACACAGAGACAGAGAGACAAACCGAGAACGAGAGAGAGAGCGAGAGAGAGAGAGAGAGAGAGAGCUCUGACAAGGACACAGGACACGAAAAAAAACGAAAAAAUACAUCGUCUCUCUUUUCACGGAACAAGAAGAACGACAGAUCGAAACCGGUUGAGGACGCCACCAUGAAGUCGAGCCAGGAGCGCGGCAACGAGUGCCUGCCGCCCAAGAAGCGGGAGCUGCUGGUGCUGGAGGAGCGGGCGCUGGCGGCCGUCGGGGAGAGCCAGCGGGGCGAGAACCUGGCGUGGCUGGCCAGCGUGGCCAGCAUGGCCUCCAUGGCGCCGGUGGGGGUCAGCCAGAGCAACAGCGGCGGGAACGGGAACGGGAACGGGAACGGCACGGUGGAGUCGCCGAGCCCGUCGCACGAGAUCCUGUCCAUGGUGACCGAGUUCCACCCGUCGCUGUCGACGCCGUCGUCGUCGUCUUCGUUGUCCUUCUCGUCGACCUCUUCGGCGUACACCUUCUCUUCGUCCACCGCGACCGUGUCCAGAGGAGCCGGUCAGCCCACCGUCCUCUCCACCGGACUGGCCCAGCCGGCCGGGACCGUCCAGUACGCCCCGCUGCCCCCCAACCUGCAGCUCAUCGGGCCCUACACGGGCUACAUCUCCUCCCAGGUGCUGCCCUCGGCCCCCAGCCCCGCCGGACAGCACCCGCGCCCUCAGGCCGAGACCUACGUCACGGCGGUCGUCUCCCAGGCCUCCAACGGAGACCACCAACACCACCAACACCACCACCACCACCACCCGCAGCAUCAUCAGCAGCAGCAGCAGCAUCAGCCAGGCCUGGGGGCGGCGACGCUGGCCGUGUCCGGCGGGGUGACCUCCCCUGUCCCCCAGCUCACCCAGCCCUCCGCCCAGUGCAUCCAGCUGGACGGCUCCUCCCUGGGGGUGUCCGUGACCUCGCCGACCGGCCAGCUGCCGCUGCACCUGCACCCCCACAACGCCACGGUGCUCACGCCCCACACGCUGACCCUGGGCACCUCCCAGCUGCUGGUGCACUACGCCGACGCGCCCCAGGCCAAGAUGGCCGACGGCGGGCAGACCCGGGAGCUCUACAACGGGGAGAUCGUGGAGACGAGCGGCGCGGGCAGGCACGGUGGCGGCGGCGGCGGCGUGCUCAAGGUGGCGACGAUGCCGCACGACAGCGACCAGCGGGCGCAAGCCCACAGCAUGAGCCUGGCGGCCCGCACCCAGGUGCUGCUGCCCGCCGAGUACCAGGACGGCAGCGGGCUUCACACCUCCCUCAUGCUGGUGCCCAGCAGCGCCGCCGACCUCCAGCGCAGCCUGGGCAAGGACCUGUCCGGCCUGCCCCGCGCCGAGAAAGGGGGCAUCUGCCUGGGCAAGCCCAUCUCGCGGGACUCCCGGGACUCGCGGGGCUCCACGCUCUCGCUGUCGUCCCUGGAGAGCCUGGCGUCGCCGGCGCCCACCCUGUCGCCCCACGCCCUCCUCCAGACCACGCACGCCAGCACGCAGGAGAUGGCGGCGGCGGGCAUCUACUCGGCCACGCCGCUGCCCAUCAUCGGCUACAUCUCGGGCGGGCCGUCGCCGCAGCAGCAUCACCACGCCGGCGGCUACCACGGCAACCUGACGCAGCACCUGCUCAUCUCGGGCAGCCCGUCGCUGCUGAUCCCCGUGAGCGCCGGUGGGCCGCUGCCGGGCGAGAGCGAGCAGCACGCCCCGCCCCCCCGCAUGGUGGCCUCCGCCCCGUCCGCCGUCGUCACCGUCUCCUCCAGCAACCACCAGGUGUCCAUGGCCCAUCAGCAGCAGGCAACCUCUCUGGCCACCGCCGGCCACGCCUACGUCAGCCCGAUCCCCAUCGCCGCCACCGCCCUCCCCGACCCCCGCUCCGUGCUCUCCGACGCCCAGCAGAACCACCACCUGGUGCAGGUGUCCCCGCAGCAGGCCCACGUCGUCCAGCUGCCCCCGCAGCAGCCGCAGACCGCCACCGCCACGGCCACCGCCGCCCCAGCCUCCCCGACAUCAGCCUCUCUGCCGCCCUACUUCAUGCGCGGCUCCAUCAUCCAGCUGGCCGACGGCGAGCUGAAGCGCGUGGAGGAGCUCAAGACGGAGGACUUCAUCCAGAGCGCCGAGGUCAGCGGCGACCUCAAGAUCGACUCGAGCACCGUGGAGCGCAUCGACUGCAGCCAGACGCCCGACGUGGUCAUCAUCCAGUUCUCCGUCGGGGAGCACAAGGCACAGGUGAGAGUGGAGGUCCUGGUCGAGUACCCGUUCUUUGUUUUUGGGCAGGGCUGGUCCUCCUGCAGCCCCGACAAAACCACCCAGCUCUUGGAGCUCUCCUGUGCCAAGCUCUCGGUGGGCGACGUCUGCAUCUCCCUCACCCUCCGGAGCGUGAGGAACGGCUCGCUGAGGAAAGAGCCCGCCGCAGAGCCCGUGGGCAUCAACGCCGCCAACGCAGCCAAACCAGCCAAGGUCGGGGGACCACCCAGAGAUCACGAGGCCCCGCGCGAGGGCCUGGCCAACGGGCCGAGGCUCGUCGGUCAGCGCGCCCCUGGAGGAGACCCCGCGGCCGGAGGCGGGGAGCAGCAGCAGCAGCACGUUAGGACGAUCCAGAUUCACCAGACACUCGUGGAGAACGGCAGGCGGGGGGAGCCCAAGGCGGCGGGCGUGCCCCAGGAGUCCGGCGGGGGGGCCCCGGAGAGGCCGGCGGCCAGCCGCAAGAGGCGGUGGUCGGCGCCCGAGAACCGGGAGGCCGAGCGACUGUAUGAGGAGACGCCUCCCACGGCCACGCUCCCCAAACUUGCUUUCAUUCCUCAGGAGGUCAAAAUCAGCAUCGAGGGCAGGUCAAGUACUGGUCGUUGAAAAGGCUCUUGCUUGUGGUGAGCAGAGGGACAAUGGAAAGAGCGUAAAAAAAAAAAAAAAUGAAGUUCUUUGUGUUUGUGAUUAAUAUACACUUUAAAAAAAAGACAUAUAUGAAUAUAUAUAUUUUUCCUUCCUAUCCUGAUUACUGUAACUUUUGCUCAAUUUACACAGUAUUUACUUCUUCUGACUGUUGCUUCGUUUUGUAACCACACGUAGACCUCCUUUGAAGUGAGUGGCACAGGGAGUCGGAUAGUCGUCGGGGACAGAAGUACAGUUGGCAUGGAGAAAACCGGUGCACACUACUGCAUUUAGCACUGGACGCUGAUGUCCAGUCACAGUUUUGUCAUGAAUGUGUAUUCCCCAUCCCCCCCUCUAUGCCAUUCCACAGGCUAGGGAGGAGAGAGGCUGGUUCCAACCUGUUAAGUCGCUGCUCCAUUCCCUCCGGCCUCGCUGUUUCCCCAUGGAUAUAUAUGGCUAACAUGCUACCUAGCAAUGCAGCAUUCACAUUGGCUCUCUACAUACAUAACAGAAAUAGGUCUUUUGUGGAUGGAUCUGGUGAGGGAGCAUGCUAACUAGCAAGACAGCCAUAUAGCAAGGCAUAGCGUUUUGUUUUUCAAGAUAUGAGCUGGGGGGACAUAAAAGGAGCAAUAACUUCAAGUUUUAAAGUUUUAACCAGAGGGUCAGUAAAGCGCAGUAAACAUUAUAGGUGGCUAUUUCUAAGGUAGAAUGUUUAAGAGAAGUAAUAUUUGCGUCAGACCAGUCCAAUAGCAGAUGCCGACCUUGUGCACAGGGAACAAAAGCCUCAUUUUGACUCAACCAGUGCCCGGCUGUUCAGAAAACGUGUACACUCUGUUUAGUAGCACUUUACCCAACACAAAGCAUACUUGCAGAUGGAAAACACCCACCUCUGUUUUGUUUCCAUGGCAACAGGGUGUGUUAGUUGAGAAUUGCAUAUGAUGUCAGCACCACUCUGUCUAUUUCAGCCUGUCCUGUGUGACCUCAGAAUCCUUGCAUACAGUUUAUGCUCGUUUCGUUAUAGUGGAUGCUGUACUUGAGCAAAACUACUUAGCCUAUAACUCAUAUUUCAGCAGAGCAGAAAUAGCAGGUGCAACUUACUUGACUUAACUUGCAGGUCCAAGAGAAGUUUUCUUUUUGUUUUGGUGGGAGUGUGGAUUACAUAUAGGUGUAAUGUGUAAGUCAAACAUGAAUGUAAGGUGCUGUCCAUUCCAGUUUCUGAAUACAUGACCUCACUGCUAUGCCUGUCCUCGCGAGUCGUAACACUUGUCUGUGGGAAAUGAAUUCAAAAGCUCUCUCUCUCUCGAGUAACUUUAACAUAUUUCAGCAGUAAGAGGGGCACAUUGGCAGCGACUGGAAUGCAGCAAUGACAGUAAAAAAGCCUAUGGAUGAGAUCCGUUUCCACUAAUCACAGGCUUUCUGUCCUUGGGGAAUAUGAGCACAAUAUACAGCUCCAAAGAGAAGGUUUAAAUGGAUGACCACAGCAUGGACAAACAUGAGGACAUGCCCAACACGCACCAAGUCUAUACUCAGAACCUCCCUCUUCAGCUGUGAACCAAGCUUUAGCCGGAAGUCAGACAGAUUCUCAAAGGGAAACGAAAUGGUAAAUAGCUCUAAACAAAUCAGGGUGAGCAUUAUCAAACUUAAGUAACCAUACAAAAAACACAUUUUUUUUUUUUUUUAAACUUGUAUAGUAUUGUCUUGUAUAGUUCAAAGAUGUUGGAUGGAUCUAUAAUGUGGUUUAGGGGUGCUUUUGAACCAAAAGCUGGCAUUCACACACUCAAGUAGUAUCUUGUUCCAUGUUCAAGACAGCUCCCCACAAAAAAAAACAAAAAAAACUGAAUGCAGUAGCUAGCCCUUCUCUAUGGUCAACAAGCAAAAAAUAUUCAAAGGAAUGCCAUCAAUAAACUCUUCAAAAUGUAGCCUACAACAAGUUUGUGGAGUACAUUUUGAAUUCCGAUAACAAAAAUGGCAUGAAAUACUUUCUUCUCAGACUUGCACACACAAAUAUAUACAUAUGUGUGUGUAUAAUUUUGUAGAUUUUUUUUGCCGUCCACAACCUCUGGCAACAGAUGCAUAUUCAUCAUGCUCUGCACAGAUUCUGACUAAACUAGUCUUUGAGUCUUGUUUGGGAACACAGCCCAUCUGUGAGCGUAGUGUGUGUGUGUGUGUGUGUGUGUGUGUGUGUGUGUGUGUGUGUGUGUGUGUGUGUGUGUGUGUGUGUGUGUGUGUGUGUGUGUGUGUGUGUGUGUGUGUACUGUGUGUGUGUACUGUGUGUGCUGUGUGAUUACUGUGUUGGAUCUUGAUUCCUUAUAGAGAGAGAGAGAGAGAGAGAGAGAGAGGCUUGUUUGCAGAGCUGACAGAUGUUGGUGUGAUGCGAUAUAGACACACCAUGGAUUGUGUCUGUGAACCUAAUGUAUUUAAGGAUCUCAUUAUGGCUGCAUAAGUGGAUGUCCAUAAAUCAGUGUCCCCAGCCCCAUGACACCACAGGCAAAGUGAGCAUUUAUGAAACCUGCCCCUAUACGCCUCCUUCUUCUCACCUUUGUGACGGUACUCCGCAAGUCAUUGGACUGACAAUGCAUAGCCCGUUGGUGUCCCUAUGGUAUCGUUUGUACUGAAAGCAUUGCAGAUAGACAAGAAAUUAGUCCCCCCCACCGCUUAUGAACAUCCAACUGCUCUGUAGUACAUGUUUUAAAUGUACAAUUGUGCAAUAAUAUGCUUGGUGUGAUACAGUCUGGUUCAUCACCGGUCCCGCGUUGUAUAUGAGCAUGAAUGACCCAUUUUUGACGUCGUUCUCUUGAAUUUUGCGAUUUGCACAUCUAGUUUUGAGGAAAUGUGUAGAGUCUGCAGUGUAGCCUGUAUCACUAUCUCAGACUGUGAGCUCAGUGUUAGCCAUUAGCAUUUGGGUCUAACUGAGGUGUUCGCCAUUGUAGCGCUUAUUUAACCAUGUGUCCGAUCAUCUGCUCUCAUUUAUUCGUCAUACAGUAAGUUUGUUAGUGUAAAGUGUGUAACUAAAAUCCAAACUUUAGAUCAAACUCAGGGGUGGUGUGUGUGUGUGUGUGUGUGUGUGUGUGUGUGAGUGUGUGUGUGUGUGUGUGUGUGUGUGUGUGUGUGUGUGUGUGUGUGUGUGUGUGUGUGUGAGUGUGAGUGUAAGUGUGAGUGUGUCUGUGUCUGUGUGUGUGUGUGUGUGUGUGUGUGUGUGUGUGUGUAGGUGAGUGUUAGAGAGAGAGAGAAAGAGAGAGAGAGAGAGAGAAAGAGAAAGAGAGAGCAUUUGUGUUCCUGAUAUAUUCUCCCAUGUUCAAUUCAGCCAUUGGUUCGACAAGGUCCACAGCUGGAUAUUUUUUAGAAAGCAAGUUAAAGGCAACACAAUUGCCUAUUACCAUGGGGACCAUGCUAAAUUGCACAUGCAAUCCUUUCUUGACUAAAUAGUGAUGAUUAUUAUGCACUUUCAUAAUCGGAAACAGUCUCCUGUGGAUUUGGAGGCUUUGCCAUUUCCUAAUCACCUGUUUAUUGUCAGAUGAAUACAGAGUGUUUGUGUGUGUGUGUGUGUGUGUGCAGUGCACAAGGUAUAGAGAAAUAGAGAGAGAGAGAGAGAGAGAGAGAGAAUGAUAGAAUGAGAAAAAGAGAAGGAUAUAGAAUGAGAAAAAGUUUGAGAAUGGCCAACCAAAUCAGGAUACAUCCUUCUGAUUUUUUUUUUUUUUUUUGGAUUUUUUUUAAGGAAGAGUGAACUACAUUCCCACUGACAAAGAAAAUGACUCCGUCGCCAUAUCAGUUGUUCAGCGGAGCACUUUUUUGUCUCGGUGUUUGACUACGGAAGCACAGGUGUGUCUUUCAAUCAUGUGUCCUUGUUUAAAAAGCUGGUGGUGACAUUGUCAGUAGCAUUAUUCAUUGCUUUUGAUAGUACUCUGGUAGUCGAUCUACUUACAUGUUGUACAUGUACAUGUUACCCUGCUCUGUCCUUUGCUGAUACAGCAACACAAAUGAAGUGUGGUGUGUGGUGUGUUUGUCGGGUGUGUGGAAUGGAAGGCUGGUUUUGUCAUUUCCCAGCAUCCCUUGCUGUGUCACAGGACCGUCACUGAACUGUUCAUGGCAAACUGACACUCUUCACAAGCUCAGGCUGACUGGCCUACUGACUGUUGCAUCGAUUAUUAUUAUUAAUAAUAUUAUUAUCAUAUGGGCAUAGUAAUAAUAUUAAUAUCAAUAAUAUGAAUGUUAUUACAUUGUACAGGGCCUGAAAGAUAUCUGAGUAAUGAUUUUUUUUUUUUUUAAAUCAUGAAACAUAUAUCACUUCAAUAAAGUUUGAACUAACAUGAGAAUCAGUGCAAUCCCUCCCUAAGAUACAAAAAAGGUCUUGAUAAUACUCUCUUUCCCAGAAUUCUUUUUUGUACUGGGGAAUAUGGACAGCAUGAAUUCACCCAAAGCAGUGUUGGGGAGCUCCUAGUGGCCAUGAGGUGAAAUGACACUUUCCUUUGUUCCCAGAGUUGCGGGAUCUGUUCAGACACAUUGAUAUUGCAGUCUACAUUUUGAAUAUGCAGUUGCCAAGCCCUGGCCUCAAUAGAAUUCAAGAAGAUGGGAAUUGCCAUUUUGGGUUUGAAGGGAGGAUAUAUAUUUACGUGUGAUUAAUUUACGUGUGAAUGCCCCAAAUUCUGAAUGUUGUAUCUGUUCUUAAUCUCUUUAUACCCCCAAUAAUUAUAGAAAAGAGUGGUGAAUAUAUCUUCAUGAGAGACUUUGUGACCCUCUGUUUUCUAAUUGUGGGGUGUCUACGUGUAAAAAGCACUCAAGUCUGUUCAGUGGAAUUAAUGGUCCUUUCUUUGGUGGUGCUUGCAUUUUUUUCUAGUUAGAGAUACUUUAAUUUUAAUAAAUUUGAUUUGAAAACACAA